AUGGCGCAGCAGAAUCCAAUGCCUCUGCUUUUGCCUAACUUCUCUCUCUCCUUCUUCUUGACGAUAUUGCUCUGUUUCUCUUCUUACUACGCAAGGACCAUUGAUCCUCGGUCUCUCGCGUCCAGAUCAGCUGCCGUCCGUUCGCGUCGCCUCCUCCUCCUCCAUUGUACCUUUUCUACCACCUCUUCCUUUCCGGUGAGAAGACGGUUUUCUUCUCCUCCGCCGCCACUCCUCAGAUCCCUCAAACUCAGAACUACCAACAAUAAUCACCAUCGCCACUUCGCCUUCUACACCGUGUUUGGCGAAUUAGCUGAAGGCUUGCUCAAAAUGACUGCACUGGAAGCAAUGGAAUAUUAUGACAAGAAAAUAGACUUGCCAUUGGAUAAGGUUCAUAAAGAGCUGAAAACAAAAAUGUUCAUAGUUCAAAUCAAGCCAGGCACUACUAAAGAAGGAAACAGUCAUAAACGCUACACUAUAGAGUAUUACUUCGAAGACACUUCAGAGAUCAAAUCCAUUGAAUAUCCUGAAGAAAAUAGUACUCAGCAUAAACACAUUGAAGAUAAGCAGCCAUCUUCACCAAAAGCAAGAAUUCGGUUGGAGGCUAGGUUUGAAGAAUCUGAAACUAAACAACAAAGGUUUUCAGACAUGAAUUCCAUUGAAUAUGCUAAAGAAAACAGCUCACAGAAUGUCUCCACUGCAACAAAUGCUACAGUUACCAUGAUUUCUCAAUCAGGCAAGGAGCAUUCUUCAUCAAAGCCAAAAAUGCUUCUUCAAACUGGUUCUCAGGAAUCUCUGGAUAAGCAGCAAGACGUUUUAGAUGUUGAUGGUUUUACUUCCAACAAGAAACCAAGAAAUAUAUGAGUUUACUCCAACACACCAUCGCUUUAUGCUUUAGCAUUCUGGUUUAAUCCUUUUGCUAAUGCUGUGUGCCAUUGACUUGUCUUUAGGAAUACUUUUCUGCAAUGGUUAUGUAUACAAAUUUCGUUUGCAAGGUCAUACUCUUAGACCGAAUUAUAGACUAUUUACUUUUAAUACUAUAUUGUAUUGGUUUCUGUUUGGAACU
Coffea eugenioides is the source of this 1063-nucleotide messenger RNA. RefSeq lists its product as uncharacterized. The coding region runs from base 1 to 861 and encodes 286 amino acids. Lineage: Eukaryota; Viridiplantae; Streptophyta; Magnoliopsida; Gentianales; Rubiaceae. The transcript is spliced from 8 exons. The record is from RefSeq and is a predicted model, not a curated record.